AUGGCACAGCACAGGGAUGUUCGCGCCAGUGCGGGAACUCGUAAUUCCCUUGAUUUAGUCCAGCUAACUAAUCUUAUUCCUGAAGCACCAGCUUUGGAUACUAAAUCAGCAAACCUCUAUUUGCUGUCAGCUCCUUUUGUAGCUCUGGGUGGACUUUCACCAAGUGAGAAGGUGAUAGCUAAGGUAGUGCCUUUGAAUCAGCGCUACUUCCGCAAGCAAGCUGGGCUCACCAAUCGCUGGCAAUUUCCAUAUAGUCUAAGUUGUGACCUUCUGGGAAUUGCACAGGCAAACAAAGCUGUCCGAGUUGGUCUCAAUGAGACCCUGAUGAGAAUAAUGUCAGCUGAUACCCCUGUGUCCCUGAAGGCAGAACGAGACCUUUGGAAGGAAAUUGCAGACCUCCAGAAAGAGUCCAAGGGGCUCUCUGUUCAAUUGCCAACUAUAAAACCUAAAUUAAGGCAAAGGAUUUUCUCUGAUCAAGGAACUCCACAUGAGAUGCUUUUUUCUUACACGCAGAAGGUCACAGAAGGCACAGAGCCAGAUGUAACACUGGAGUGUCUGGGCUUCCAGUGGGAACUUCAUCGCAUGUACUUAUUUAAAUCUCUGGUCCUUGCAGACCUUCUUGCUUCAGCUGUACCAAAUCGUGCCAUGUAUUACACAGAUAACAAAAGUGAAAAAGGUAUGAAAAGGACUUGGAAGUCUCUUGAAACCAGAUGUUACAAACAGUGUCUACUAGCUGGAUGGAAAGAUAAAAAACUCUGUGAAAAGAAGCAAAAAAUGCCCAAAGUUACCAUUGUCUUGGAUAUUAAUGAUCCAGAUGUCACUCGGUUUGCCUUCGCUGUUGCACUCAAGAAUUUAUACAACUCAGAGAUGGAAGUGAACGAAGAAGAUGUUCUGGGAAUCCUGGCUACUGCGUCAGUACUACAAUUUCCUAGGCUCUUCCAGAAGUGUGUGCAGGUCAUGAGAAGUAGUAUUUGCCCAGCCAAUGUCUGUAGCUAUUAUUCUGCAGGCUGCAAGUACAAGCAACCCUCCUUGAUCACCGAGUGUGAAAGAUGGAUAGAGGUGAACCUUGUCACACAGCUGGGCUCUCAGAUUCACCUGCGGAAGCUGCCACUGGAACUACUACAGAAGGUGCUCAGAUCUCCAAGAUUAUUUACUUUCAGUGAAUUUCAUCUUUUGAGAAUUACACUCUGCUGGGUCUUUCUACAGCAAAAUCCCAAAGUCCAGAUAAUUCCAUCUUAUGAUACUGUCCUCACAUAUUUUAGCAGCUUACCUAAGGUGUGUUCCUUCCUGGAAAAGGAAAUAGGACAGCAAUACAUAGCUAUCUUUCAGUCUCUUCGUUUACAUGGCAUCACUUCAAGCAAACAUCUAGAAGAACUAUGGCAGAUUAACUUUCUUCCUUUGCCAUGGCUGACGAGGAUCUUGUCCGAUCAUUACUAUGCACUUGAAAAUGGUGGUGACAUGGCAUUCCAGAGAGACUUUAACACUCAAGCAGUGAGAUUUGGUCUGGUACUUACACAGGAACCAAGAUACCAUGCAGAAAUAAUUUCCAUUUAUGGAUUCUUCUUUGAGGUAAAAGCAGUAAGACAUGAAACAUCAGCAUACAGUUUUUACAUGCAAAGAGUCAAACAUGCGGAUCCAAUUAUAUCAUUUUUUACUGCUGAACGCAGCCCUGUUAGCUUAAAGCAGGAGCGAGAAGUUAAGUAUGAAAUAAAAGCACAGUGCCAGAUAGAUGGGAAGUGGCUUGAAUUCACUACAGACAGACUUACACAAAAGUUUGGAGUCAAGAAACCAUCGUGCAAAAGCAAGGUCUUAAAAGCAUCGGUACCAUCUGUUCCCAUCUAUGUGACAUUUUCUCUUCUUUUCCCAUCAUCAUUGGGGUAAAAGCCAACAUUCUCCUCAUUGGAAGACACUCGGCCUAUGACUACUAUAUAAUUCUUGAGGAUUAGUAUGAAUUCUUGAGAAAUUCAAGAGGGUAAU
Messenger RNA from Eublepharis macularius, 1977 nucleotides. RefSeq names its product BTB domain containing 16 (gene BTBD16). Gene Ontology annotation, molecular function: protein binding. The record is from RefSeq and is a predicted model, not a curated record. Lineage: Eukaryota; Metazoa; Chordata; Lepidosauria; Squamata; Eublepharidae. The coding region runs from base 1 to 1881 and encodes 626 amino acids. The transcript is spliced from 17 exons.